UCGAGGUUCUGGCCGCUUUCAUUCUUCUCUCUGGUAGUUCUCACAUCUAUUUUUUGCAAAUGUAUGGCGCUGAAAUCAAUAACCGAAAGCGUCGUAUAAAAUUACAAUAGGAUGACCGCUCUCAAGCUUCUUUCUAAUCAAAGCCUGACAAGAUCGUACGGGGCAAAUGUCGGUUGUGAGUUGUGACAUACUGUGCGGUAUAGAGUAUACACUGCAAAUACAACUGACUGUACUAUAUUGUAGUAGUAUGUUACAAUAUCCGCUACCUCCGUAUAAAUGGCAUUUACAAAUGAUAGCGUGAUGGUGAAUAACGUAGUUCACACGGAACAGCUGAUGGGUAAUGAGUGCCGUAUUUGCCUCAAGCCCUGCACAGAGGUAUGUCAGCUCUUCCAAAACAACGGGGGAAUACCGGAGAAGCUGAUGGCUAUUGGCGCAGUGCAGGUGCAAGAAGGUGACGGUCUUCCAUCAUCUAUUUGUCUGUCGUGCAAUCAUUUGCUUGAUGUAUCAUAUGACUUCAAGUGUCAGAUUCAGAAUUCUGAUGUAAAGCUACGUCAGAUUCUGAAACUGCCUAUGCUGCAGGACAAUAAUAUGAAGGAUAUCAUGGAUGCUAUGCCUGAUGUAAAUUUGAAAAAGGACAAUGACAUGGAAAUUUACUCUCAUGAUCUCAUUACUUCCAAUAAUACUGCAAUAAUUAAUAAUGAAUCUCCUAUAAGUCAUGAUCAGUCAAAUCGCCUAUGCUCUUCAAUGUCAGAAGAUAGUUAUACCUCCUGUGAUAAACAGGAGCAAUUAAUGUUAUCUGAAGAUAAAACAGAAAAUUUAACAGACAACAAUAGGGAAGUUACAAUAAAGGAUGAUGUUAAGAAUGAGAUGUCAUUGGAAGAUAAUCAGGAUGUUUUGAAGCAACUGUUAGGAAUGGAUAAUCAAGAUGUGGAAACUUGUAGCGACGACGAGGAAAAGCCAUUAAUAAGCAGGACAACUGGAUAUAAGUGCUCGGAUUGUAUCAAAUCAUUUGCAACACAUACAGCUUUGAUGGAACAUGCAAAACUUAAACAUCAUCCGCAUUAUUAUUUAUGUGUUUUAUGCGACAAGUAUCUCUCGGAUAAGGCCAAGUUGAAGAAACACAUGUUUACGAACCAUCGGAUGAUGGAUGAUGAGACGUUGCAAGAAAGUAAUCAGGAUAAAAAGACCAAUAAAGUAUCAACAAAAGUUACCAGGAGUGGUACCAUAAUAGACAACACGAGAGAGAAAAACAAGUACAUAUGUAAUAUUUGUUCGAGGGAAUUCAAAUAUCAUAAACCUUUUUUAUCUCAUACCAAAAAUCAUUCUGCAUGCAGUGAGAAAACGUCAGACGAUGUAUUUGAUCAGUCUCAAAACAAGAGAACAAAUAAACAGAAAGACAAAAUCUCGGUAUCCAGGGAAAACAAAUCCGAGGAUGAGGAUGAAGAGGAAGACGACGACGAUAGCGACUUGCCGAUCGAGAGUCUACAGUGUACGCAAUGCGGCAAGCUCUUUGCCACAAAAAGAAACCUAAAAAGACACAUUUCAACGCACAGUGGCUUAAAAUUUAAUUGUACGACUUGUGGAAAGGAAUUUUCAAGGAUCGACAAGUUGAAAGAUCACGAGCAAUCGAAGCACAAGAUGGAAAUAUUCGGUAACACCGAAGACGAGGAUGACGACGAUGAGGAUAAUGAGAACAAAGUCAACGAGAAUUCCGAGAGUCGAAAAAAGGACCGUCAUAACAGACCGCACCAGUGCUCGCAUUGUCCAAAGGCAUUUGCGCAAGCUCAAUCUCUGGCAAAUCACGAGGAAAGACACAAACGAGCGAAGGAUACGCAGAAGCGAUUCCUUUGCGAAAAAUGUAGCAAAUGUUUUGCGCAGAGUGGCUCACUGGUAGCGCAUAUGCGCACACACACCGGACAUCGGCCUUAUGUGUGCAAAGUGUGCAGUCGCGCCUUUACCAAGAGCACGUAUCUACAAUUACAUUUACGAACUCAUAGUGGCGAGAAACCGUACAUUUGUCAGUAUUGUAGUAGGGCUUUUGCCAGAGCCAAUACUUUGGCUCGGCAUAUUACUAUGCACACCGGCGAAGCCAAGUAUUGCUGUAACAUCUGCGAGAAGAAGUUUCGACGACUAACUUCGCUAAACGAACACAUGUAUACUCACACUGGUCAACGGCCGUAUGCGUGCAAACUUUGCAGCAAAAGAUACAACAACGCUGGUUCCCUCUAUGCUCAUACAAAGAAGUGUAAGGCGCAGCAGUCGUCUAGCGGGGCGACAACUGCAUUUACAGUGUCCACAGUGGAUACCACGCCGCAGCAGAAUGAAGCGUCUAUGCCCCAAUUGCUGAUAUACUCUCAGAGAAAAUUAGAGGAGGAGCCGUCGGUUGGUCAAGUUAUGCCAACGCCGCAAUACUUGGUAGCAAAUGUGCACAAUCAGAAAACGAUGUCCGCCAAUGUUAUCCAACCAUUCACUAUGGAGGAUCCGAAUGUGUACAAUUCUAAACAGUUCAAGAACUAUUAUACUAUUUAUCCGAACAUGUAACGGCACAUCAAAUAUUGAUCACAUCCGGUUGUCGAUUAAUUCUAAUCUUCGUUCGGUUAUUUGGUUUCAGUUUAAUUUAUACAUAGUACCUCUAAGUUAAGGUGGUGACUACAUACAUAUGUACACAU
Pseudomyrmex gracilis is the source of this 2669-nucleotide messenger RNA. RefSeq names its product zinc finger protein 260-like. The transcript is spliced from 3 exons. Gene Ontology annotation, cellular component: nucleus. Gene Ontology annotation, biological process: regulation of transcription by RNA polymerase II. The record is from RefSeq and is a predicted model, not a curated record. The coding region runs from base 277 to 2541 and encodes 754 amino acids. Gene Ontology annotation, molecular function: DNA-binding transcription factor activity, RNA polymerase II-specific; RNA polymerase II transcription regulatory region sequence-specific DNA binding; zinc ion binding. Lineage: Eukaryota; Metazoa; Arthropoda; Insecta; Hymenoptera; Formicidae.